AUGACCACCCCAACGAACGAAACAUCCCGGAGGGCCAUCAAGGGCCACGUCAGACGCUGGAUCCACAACAUCCAGCAAUACGACAUCGUACAAAUAGACCUAACAAUCUACAAUAUAUUGCUAGGAGCUGAAACCAGUCUAAAAAGCAUGCAAGCUAAAUACAAUCGACUCUCAGAAGCGGUCGCCAGAGACAUGGAUGCAUCAAACGCGACCCGUGCACAAUUCGAUGCCGAGGUCGAAAGCGUGAUCGCUCUGGAGGAUGAGUGCAACGCAGCAUACGUGAUCGUCAGGCGAAAAAAGGAUGAAUUCAAAGCACUCAAAGAAGCUGAAGAAAGAAAACGGCAAAAAGCCGAUCAAGACGCCAUCAGGGCCAAAGAAAAGGCCGAUCAGGACGCCAUAAGGGCCCAAGAAAAAAUGAAUCAAGACGCUGCAAGAGCACAAGAGAGAAUCAUCCGUCAACAAGAAUUUCAAGAUCAACAGAACUUGUUCCGACAACUGAUUGCCGCCAUUCCAGCAGCAGCUGCACUAGGAGCACCAGCAGCUCCAGCCAGCAGGGACGUGCUCGAAUGGACGGCCUUCUGGGAAGGUUACAACGCAGCCGUCCAUGAAUCAGCCAUUCCGGCAGUUCAAAAAUUUGGAUAUCUUAAAGACUACUUGAAAGGUGAAGCACAGCUGUGCGUGGAGAACCUUGAGCUGACAGACGCCAACUACACCGUUGCAGUGAAUCUACUGAAGGCGAUGUACGGCAAACCAGACGUCCUGAUCGAGGCCCACACCCACAAAUUAGCCACGCUGCAACCAGUGAAAGACAUGGCUGAUACCGCGGCGCUCAGGUGCUUCCAGCUGACUAUCCAGUCACAUAUCAACGCGUUGGAGACACUGGGAGUUGCAAGAACGAGCCACGGAUGCCUCCUUGGAUCAAGCAUUUUACGCUCGAUCCCACUCAAACUUCAAGAAAAAGCGACUCAGCCGUCUGAGAGCUACUACACCAAAGCCGGCCCAAAAUUCUCCGCAACCGAAACCGAAACCAGCAACAACACCGACAGCUUCCCAGCUCGGAGUCAGCAGCAAGCCGACUCCACAAACAAACCAUCCAAGCAAAACAAGAAGAAAUGGCAGCCCACCACCACCAAGGAGAGAAGCGACAGCAUCAUCUUCAAGAAAGCCAAUGCUGCCCUGCGUGUUCUGCAAGGAGAUGCAUUGGGCCACGAAUUGCCCAAUGGAGCUGAAAGAAAAAAGGCAGUCAUCACCAACGAAAGAAGAUGCUCAAACUGCUUCGGUCGACACGAGACCACCGUUUGUUUCAAUCCCCACAGGUGUCAGCGAUGCCGUGCAAAGCACCACACAUCCUUGUGUGCCGAGAAAGAUACCAGAUUCGGAUCCUCAACCAUAAUCCCAAAUAAACCGGCCGCUGGAAGCAGCUCAACUACAGCGUGCGCAAGCUCCUUUGGUGAGAUUAUUCUCAAAACAGCAACCGUUUACAUUUUAGGCCCAUACGGAAAGCAGAUCCGAGCAAUUCUCUUCCUCGACGACGGCAGCCAUAGAACAUGGAUUAAAAAGCAGAUUUCAAGAGAACUUCAACUGAAGAUAAUCCAGGUGGAACAAAUCGCGACCAGGGCCUUCCGCCAGACAGAGGCCCCUCCAGCAGAAACUCACAACGUGGUCGAAAUGACGGUGCGGGGCACCUGGCCAGGAGCCCCAACGGUGCGCAUAGAAGCUUUGGAGGCAACCGACAAAGUAGGAAGCACCGGCACGUACCAAACUACAGAAUUUGCAAGAAAGCUGUGGUUGGAAAAUGAAAAUUUGGCAGACGACCGCUUCGAACGUGAAGGAGGAGACGAGGACGUCGGAAUUCUUGUUGGAAUGGACCAAAUGUUCAACAUCAUGUUCAACGAGCCAGCAAUUACAAGCCCGUGCGGACUCAGAGCCUACAGUUCGAAACUUGGAAAGGUCAUCGGCGGUCCAUCCCAAGAAACAACAUCGAAGCAAAGUCAAUCAAUUGUCAGUCAACUACUAAUCAAUUCAAAUUGCUCUCUACCACAGAUCACCUCAAAGCCAUCAGAAAUUUUUAACAGCAUCCAAUCAAACAAGUCGGAAAGCAGGGAGACAGGAAACUCCAGUCUCCUUCCACUACCAGAAAAUUCUGAACAAAUCUGCUUUUUCGACUCAACAAAAGAAAGAAAAAGGUUUGAAAUGGAGAAGUUAAAUUUUGAUAUGUCGUUAUUUUGGCGUCUAGAAAAUUUCGCGAACUUAAACGACUGCGUUGCUGUGGAGAAGGACGAUCAAUUCCGCUCCUUCUGCAAAGAAAUCACGCGAUUUGAAGACGGCAGAUAUUGCACGCCAAUACCAUGGACAACUGACAGAUGGAGACUGGAAAUCAACCACCAGAUGGCAGCAGUAAGACUGAGAAGCAUGCUGCACAAGCUCCGAAAAUCUCCAGUCGACUUGGCCAACUACACAAAAGAAAUCGAACAACUCAUAGCAAACGGAUUUGUGGAAGAGGCUGAUUUCAAUUACGAUGGCCUCCACACUUAUCUACCGCAUCAUCCAGUCUACCGAACAGACAAGGCCACCACAAAAAUCCGACCAGUUUUCGACGGCGCCGCAAGAUCCAAAUAUGGACCGAGCCUCAACGAUGUUCUGGAGACCGGACCAAAUCUUAAUCCUGAUCUCCUCUCGGUCUUAAUGCGCUUCCGGAUGAACCGGAUCGCCUGGAUUGCGGAUAUCGAAAAGGCCUUUCUCAACAUCGCGCUGCAGCCCGAAGACGCUGAAGCUGUCAGAUUUUUAUGGCCAAGAAAACCGGAAGAACCCAACUCCGAUUUCAUCGCGUACAAAUGGAAAAGAGUUCCAUUUGGGCUAAGCUCAAGUCCAUUCCUUUUAAGAGUCACUAUUAACAAACAUUUGCUCUCAGUCAAAUCUAGAUUUUCUACGACAGUCGAGCAGAUAGAAGAGCAGCUUUACGUAGACGACUACCUCGGAGGAGCAGACGACGUGCCAACAGCCAUAACUACGGUAGAAGAAACCGUCACGUUAUUCUCAGAGGCCCAACUCAACAUGAGGAGCUGGGCAACAAACAACAAGCAGCUCCGUGACUUUCUCACCGAAAAAGAAAUGUCGAACCAGAUUGUCGGAAUUCUUUCACCCACAAUAGACGGCCAGCAAAAGGCACUGGGUCUUAGAUGGGACACGAGCUCCGAUUCAUUUAAAUUUGACCCUACAUCUAUAAUGGAAGCAGCCGUGCAGAUAGGAGAAAAAAUCACCAAAAGAAAAAUUCUGAGCAUAUCAGCAAGGAUAUUCGACCCAAUUGGUUUCCUAGCUCCUACAGUCCUACUUUUAAAAAUAAUUUAUCAAAAACUUUGGGAAGGAGACAUAGGUUGGGACGAUGACGCCACACCCGAAGUGAAGAACACCUGGAGCAGCAUCAUGAAAGGCCUGAAGGAUCUACAUCAUUUGGAGAUCCCACGAUGGAUUGGAUAUUCAAAAACUUCCAUCGUCUCCGCAGAAAUUCACGUGUUCGGCGAUGCAUCAGAAGCAGCCUACGGAGCAGUAGCCUACGCACGGCUCCGACUGGAGAACGGAAUUCCCUACACCAUCCUCCUUGCAAGCAAAACCAGAGUGGCACCUCUCCCAAAAAAGAAAGUAACGUUACCCAGACUCGAACUACUAAGCUCUUUGUUAGCAAUUCGUUUAGGAGAGAAAAUCCGAACCUCCCUUCACACCGAGUCAUGGAAAACGACUUACUGGACAGACUCCCUCGUCACACUUGGAUGGAUACGAGGAGAUCCUUACCGUUGGAGACCGUUCGUGCGAAACCAGGUGGAAACCAUCAGAAAAUUUUCCAACGCGGAUUGGUGGAGACAUUGCCCCGGAUUGGAGAAUCCAGCCGAUCUCGCUUCGCGGGGAGCGCCAGCGCAUGCGCUGGUGGAAUCGAAACUUUGGUGGCACGGACCAGCCUGGCUGACAGAAGGAGAAAGCGAAUGGCCGAAUUCUCCAGAAAACCACUCCACCGAAACUCAAGAGAAAAUCGAGGAAGAGGAGACAAAGAAAACGGCAACUGUCUCCUUUGCAGCAGUCGAAACAGCCCAGCCGAUUGAAUGGUACCUCGACAAAACCUCUACAUGGACAAAACUACUUUUCAGAACAGCCUGGGUCCUCAGAGCACUCAACCGUAUGAAGAAAAGAACGCGCGACCCAGGACUUGAACUAAAAGAAGUCAUUACAGUCGCCGGAAAAGAAAUAACGAUCGACAAGGUAGUCACCGAAGAGCUGAACGAAGCGGAGCUAGCCAUCUGCAGACAGCUCCAAAUAGAACGCUAUCCCAAAGCUUUUCGGACACUCCAGCUCGGACUGCAGAUUCACCCAAAGGAGAAAAUCGCAUCGCUCCGACCGGUCUGGGACAAUCGAGAUCGACUCAUCCGAGUCACUGGAAGAGUGGCGCUCGCCCUCAGGGAUCGAGACAUUCAACCACCGAUCCUUCUCCCAGCAAACCAUCCUGUUGAGUAA
Molecule: messenger RNA, 4503 nt
Organism: Daphnia magna
Lineage: Eukaryota; Metazoa; Arthropoda; Branchiopoda; Diplostraca; Daphniidae
Exons: 4
Coding region: 1-4503 (1500 amino acids)
Source: RefSeq, a predicted model, not a curated record